CUGUGUAAUGAUAUUGUUUGCAGUGAUGCUCAGACAGCGAGCACCUGCUGCUCUGUAAUGAUUCAGCCUCUUUCAGCCGCCGCUGUAACACGACAGGAUGCUGCUGCUACUGUCACUUCUGCCGCUGCCGCUGUUGUUACAGAUUUUGCUUUUGCUCCUUCUACCGCAUGACAAUUGUUUUCCUCGUCUAAGCAGAUACCAGCCUCAGAUGCUCAAGUAAUGGACUGUGAUAGAGUUAAGGCCUUUUGGAGGUGAGCUGUUUGAGAGCUGAUGUUUAAACAUGUCUGAAGUAGCUGCCGACACUUUCCCCAGCCCCUCAGCUCAGCUGAGCCCUGAUGCAUCCCUCAACGGGCUCCCAGAUGAGGAGAACAUGCCGGGGACCCAAAGAGAGGACAGGAGGGUCCAGGGGAUAGCAGGCCUUGCCGCAACCUGCUGUGCGUGCCUGGAGGCAGAGCGACUGAAGGGCUGCCUCAACUCUGAAAAGAUCUGCAUCGCCCCUAUCCUGGCUUGCCUGCUUAGCCUUUGCCUCUGCAUUGCUGGCCUCAAGUGGGUCUUUGUGGACAAGAUUUUUGAGUAUGACUCUCCUACCCACCUUGACCCUGGGAGGAUAGGACAAGACCCAAAGAGCGCUGUGGAUCCUACAGCUCUGUCUGCCCGGGUGCCUUCGGAGGUGUAUGCCUCACCAUUCCUCGUACCUAGCCCCAGGAGCAAGGCUGAAGUGACAGUGCAAAGUGCCAGCUCACUUGUGUCCUCCAAACCGUUCCUCCAGCCUUCCCUGUAUAACCGCAUCCUAGAUGUUGGGUUGUUGUCCUCUGCUGCACCUUCGCUGUCACCACCCGCCCUGGAGCCUACCACAGCGUCUCAGGCACAAGCAACAGAAACCAAUCUCCAAACCACUCCAAAACUUUGUAAGUAAAAGCUGUGUGUUACUUUGGUUUUUUUUCCCCCCCCUUUCACCAGAAAGGAAAAAAAAAAAAAAGCCACUUAACUGUUCUGCAACUGUCCACAAGGAGGGCAUGGGAUUGGCAUG
Neopelma chrysocephalum (saffron-crested tyrant-manakin) is the source of this 1030-nucleotide messenger RNA. RefSeq lists its product as uncharacterized. The coding region runs from base 281 to 916 and encodes 211 amino acids. The record is from RefSeq and is a predicted model, not a curated record. Lineage: Eukaryota; Metazoa; Chordata; Aves; Passeriformes; Pipridae. The transcript has 2 exons.